AUGUGCAAAUCCAGGCAAAACACAGGCCUUACUCCAGCAGGAAACCUGUUGCAAUCAUUAAAAAUUGUAAUUCACAAACGUUCCCCAUUCAACUUGACUGGAAGUGAGAAAUUUUGGAAAUAUUAAAUACAUAUAUAUGUUCCAUAAAAUCCUAAUAAAUAGAUUGAAAUUUUGUAAAAUUUUUAGUGUGAAACAGUUAAGCGGCAGAGAAUACUUUUGUGACAUUGUGAUAAGCUUGUAAAUAUAUUCAACUCAAAUGUUGUAGCUGUAAUUUGCUUAGUAGAGUUAAAUAAGGAAGUUAGAGAUGAGGAAGUUUAGUACAAUCUUCUUCCCAUGUAGUCAUUUCUCUUCACCUCAUUCAGGAAAUCAUAAGAUCACUCACAAGCUGUCAAGCUACAGACAUGAAGCGAGUGCUUUGGCUGCUUUUCCUGCUUAUGCACCGAGCCGGGACAGGACACGGUCAAAAAUCAGAGAGAUGCUUGUUUCAGCAGCAACAGUUGAUGUGGAGAAAUAUAGGUGAAAAAGCUGUUCUAAAUUGCAGCAUUAAUUCACACUGUUCAGCUGGAAAGCUAGAGUUUGAAUGGUUUCUUGUUAAACAGCAUUCCCAUAAGCGUCUUAUGCAGACCCAUAGGUACAAAAUUUAUAAAAAUCUAUUAAACAUUGAUUCUGUUGAUGGCAACGACACUGGGCUUUACCUCUGUGCUGCAAAAGAGGCAGAAUGCUGCCAACCCUUUGUAGGAAAUGGGACACUCCUUGUCGUGGGAGAAAAACCUAGGGUAAUGCUGUGGAGGAUUCUUGUGUGGGUUUUAUUUACCCUCUUAGCCAUCUACAGCUUGGCUUUGGUUGCGCUCAUCAUAGUAAGGAAGCGUGACUGUAACUUGACCUUCGGCAAAAAGAGCCCUAAAACCGAAAUGCAGAAUAGCGUAAGGAAGAAAACACAGUUUAGAGAUGUACUGCAAGAACUCCACAGCAGGUCGACUGUGAGCAAAAGGAAACAAAGCGCAAGAGGAAAUGGUUCCCAAGUUGGGGCAGUAAGUGCAGACGGCAACAUCUCUACCGACGACAUCUACCAAAAUGUCUGAUGGUCUUCUCACCCUGUUAGAUAACAGCUUCAGGAGGAUGUUACAAAGCUAUGAAACAUGUGUUCGAGGCGACUGUUCUGUUGCAAAUAGAAACCCAAAUGAGUCAGGAGACUGGUUGGCCCUUUGCUCAAGCUUACCAAUGAAAUGAGUCAUUUACUGCACAGUAAUGAUGCUGUCUCAGUGUUUUCAGCAGCGUCACAUUGACUGUCUCUUUCCAGAGUUCUGUUCAAACUUUCUGCUCAGAUGAACUAGCCCUUGCAAGUUUAUUCUUGAGCUGUAAUUGGAGACAUUUAUGCAGCACAGCCUGGAAGAUUAAAUGAGAAAUGGUUCUUUUAAGCGUUCAACAUAGAUCCAAAAGUUGAACAUGGCACAUGAAAUAGGUGGUUUUAAAUAGAAACAUUAGUAAAAUAAAAAUAUUUCAACUGUGCAAUGCAAAGAUCCUCUGCCAGUCUCAUAUUUUGUUGUAAGGUUGAUUUGUUAUUUUUUUUAAAUUCAAUUUGUGAAUCUUAAAAAUCCUGUCACGCUCUGUAAAUGAUUGACACUGUAUUACAAAAAGUUUUGGUCACUUGCUUUUAAUAUGAACUUUUAUGAUGUCCCAUUUCAAUUGCAGAUUUAGGAGUUUGUUCAUGAAAAUUGUUUUUAAUCAUUAUUCCAGAAGUGCAUUAAUGAAGUCAGACACUGCUUACUAAUUAAACUUUAGCUUUAAUAACAUAAAGCUACAUAAGUUUUAAAGUUAAAUCAGUUAUACUUAUAUAACAAAUUUAUGUCAGAUCAUGAAUUCUUAAUGACAAGUUGUCAUAAUGAAGACAUUUUGAAUAAUGUCAAUAAGUGUCAUGAUUUACUGAAUGACACUUUAUGACAGAUGUUAUGUCAUGUUAAUGACGUUGUCGUGACAGUCUUAUUCACAACCCGUCAAAUAAAGUGCUACCCUUUUUCCUUU
Molecule: messenger RNA, 2022 nt
Organism: Poeciliopsis prolifica (blackstripe livebearer)
Lineage: Eukaryota; Metazoa; Chordata; Actinopteri; Cyprinodontiformes; Poeciliidae
Exons: 6
Coding region: 402-1082 (226 amino acids)
Source: RefSeq, a predicted model, not a curated record